AUGAGCAUGUUGCCCGAAAGCAGGGAAAAGAAAGCAGAUAAGCAGUGCUGGGAUUGCCUGAAGCGACGGCUAGUGUGCGAUCGCACGAUACCACGUUGCAGGAAAUGCCAGAAUGGCGGCAAGCAGUGUCUAGGCUACGGCGAGGAAAAGCCGCUACAAUGGGUCCCGGUCGGAAAAAUUACAGCCAGGCGGAGCAAGAACAGUAGUACUUUGCCAUCUACAGCACUACUACCGCCUUCAAAAGGCUCAACGCUUGGGAGGGUCGCGCACGUUCCUCCCAAUCAACCUAUUGAUGGAGGAUCCGUGAAUCUCAAUGGCCCUUCAUCUCCAACACCCCCUUGCGAAGAUGAAAACGAGGAUCUCGCGUUCUGGCAGUCGGCUUUCGGCGUUGUGUUACCUACCCAAGAUGAUGACUCUCAACACCUGACCAAAGAACAGCAUGAUACCGUCAUCUGCAGCCUAGCUCCUAUACACGCGAGGAUCUUGAAAGAUAUUGAUCGUAUGUUCCGAGCGGGAAGUCGGGCUAGGAUAGAGGACAUAGUGGCCAGGGGCCUCCAUGAUGAAGCCGCCAAACUGUUACACACGCAACGACAACCCGUGAAGAUACUCGAGCAUCUCCUCAUCUUCAUGCGCUCAGAGAAACUGCCAUAUUAUGAUUUCCUCUCCGACGAAACCGCCCAGGUAGUACAAGCCGUUCAUUAUUAUAAUAGCCGGAUACAUCCUGAUGUCCUGGCCUCUGCGGAACUCGCACCGAACCCAGCAAUGACUAUGUUUCCCCUGCAAGCUUUGCAUGUCUUACCUCCCACGGUACAUCACACAUUCGUCUGUAUGUCUGUAAAUCACUUUAUUCACUCGCUACCAGUAGGGGCAGAUAAGCAAAUUGCAGUAGCAAAUAGGUUGAAGCUCUACCAUCAUCGGGGUGCUGCGAUUCGGUCUCUGAAUUACUAUAUUAGUCAGGAUAGGACUAGAUGCAGCGAUGUCACGAUUGCAAGUAUCCUCAUGUUCAUGAGCGUUGAUUUGCAGAGUCCAUUACACACUGACUGGCGCUCUCACGCUCUAGCCAUGCAAUACGUCGUGAAUUUACGAGGUGGCUUUAAGAACCUGUUGAAGCAGGCGCCCUUCCUAGCACCCACACUAGUCACACACAUCCUCAUCAUCACAAUGGCAAACACAUGCAGUCCAGCAUCAGACCAAGUCCAGCCCGGCAUAGCUUCAGAUGAUAUGAUAAUCGCAGAGUACACAGACCUCUACAAUCACAUCUUCCCAUACACCCUCUGCCCACCCGAGUUAUUCACCGCAGUAUUGCAGAUAAACGAUCUCCGUGCCAAAACAUCGAUAUCCAUCACAUCACUGGACGCUAGGGAUUUCAGCCUCGCCCUAGAGGCUCACAACUUGCUUAAUAGCAUUACAAGUUUUGUACCAGAAGCCUGGGCACAGCCGGGUACUUACUAUGAUGAGUUUCUCACCAUCGGCACCAUAUACCAAGCCGCCACAGUCAUAUAUUGCAUCAUGGCUCUCCAAUCCCUUACCCUGCUUUCCCCCUCCCCCUCUCUAAACUCCACACGAUCUUCCCACGGCGAGCGCCUCCUCGCCAACCUCCAGCGGGGCCUCCAAUCCCCCCGCCUCGCGAAAUUUCUGGCCUGGCCGCUUGUGGUAGCCGGUGUGGAAGCAGGGUAUCGAGGCGCGGGCGCCAGGAACUGGAUCGAUGUGAUGCUGGGAGAUAUGAGUCGCUCUUUGGGCACGAACAGUCCGCUGAAGGCGAGGACGAUAUUGCGGCGGUAUUGGAGGAAGGAUGUGCCGGGGUGGGAGGCGUGCUUUGAUUGCCGGGAUGCGACGGUGCUUGCUUGUGGGAUAUGUUGA
Messenger RNA from Plenodomus lingam JN3, 1860 nucleotides. RefSeq lists its product as uncharacterized. NCBI's taxonomy places the organism in Eukaryota, Fungi, Ascomycota, Dothideomycetes, Pleosporales, Leptosphaeriaceae. The record is from RefSeq and is a predicted model, not a curated record.